CGGGUGCAGGGUCUCCGCCGCAGCCCGCUCCCUCCCGCCCUGCCGCGGCCCCUGGAGCAGCCGCUCCGGCCCGCGGUUCCGACAGAAGCCCGCGGCGGGUUUGCUCCACAAAGAUGAACUGGACGGCAGCGACGUGCUGGGCCCUGCUGCUAGCCGCCACCUUCCUCUGCGACAGCGGUGCGGCCAAGGGUGGCCGUGGAGGGGCUCGCGGCAGCGCCAGGGGAGGGUUGCGCGGAAGCGCGCGCGGGGCCCCGAGGGUGCGCGUGAGACCGGUGCCCCGCUACGGAGGCUCCUCCCUGCGCGUGGCGGCAGCGGGGGCGGCGGCCGGGGCGGCCGGGGCGGCUGCGGGCCUGGCAGCGGGCGCCAGCUGGAGAAGGGCCCCGGGCCCGGGGGAACACGACCUGGAGGACGAGGACGCGGGACCAGGUGGCAACCGGACGGGCCAAGGCGUCUACAGCUACCGGGCAUGGACUUCGGGCGCGGGGCCCACCAGCAGCCCCCACCUCUGCCUGCUGCUGGGCGGCGCUCUUGGCGCCCUGGGGCUGCUGCGGCCCUAGGCCCUACCGGGCUAGGGCAAGAUCUGGCCCCCAGCCAGUGCCCUCCAGCAGGCCUCUCCAGCCUGCCCCAGAGACCU
This is a messenger RNA of Lontra canadensis (Northern American river otter), 634 nucleotides long. RefSeq names its product shadow of prion protein (gene SPRN). Gene Ontology annotation, molecular function: nucleic acid binding. Bases 114 to 557 code for a protein of 147 amino acids. The transcript has 2 exons. Gene Ontology annotation, biological process: protein import into nucleus. Gene Ontology annotation, cellular component: nucleus; membrane. Lineage: Eukaryota; Metazoa; Chordata; Mammalia; Carnivora; Mustelidae. The record is from RefSeq and is a predicted model, not a curated record.